AUGGCGUACUUUUUAUAUAUAAUCGCCACAAAAUUUAUUGUACUAAAGGCCCAUCCUAUCGUCAGUGCCGAUUCGAAUGAUGUUAAUAUCAUAGCCUUGAAAACGGACAUUGCGGCUGGCUGGGUUUCUGACCCUAAUGGCCGAGGAACCUGGGACCUGCUUUACAGUUGUCUUUGUACUUUACUAGCAUGCGUCUACACCGCUAUCCAUUUGAACAUACCCCCCGAAGGCGAGGGUAAAAUCGUUGGAUAUGGGAGAAAAGUAAAGUGGAUUUUGAUUGCGCUUUUCGCACCGGAGAUUGUGGCUUACGUGGUGUUUGAACAAUCAUAUCUCUGUCACAAAUUUCUCAAAAAGCUACUUAUCCAGGAAAAGAUAAAUGCUGAGAAUAAGUCGCAAGAUCCUCGGAGAUCUGAUCUAAAAAUGACAUACGCUCACUACGCUAUGAUGGGUGGAUUUGCCGCAGACGUUAGCCACCUUCACAAUGUUAUCAAAAGGGUAACAUUCACCACAGAGGAGGAAAUUGAUGAUAAGAGCAAACAAGAUAGCGUUGGAAAGGCCGUGGUAUGCCUACAAGGUAUCUGGAGUAUUGGCCAAGCAAUUGAAAGAAAGAUAACUGGGUACCCGACCACCAUGCUUGAAGUACACACAGUCGUUCAUGUCGUGUGUGCAUUGGCACUAUACACGAUGUGGGGCAAUAAGCCCUUGGACGUUGGAGUGCCAACGAUGCUAGAUUUUCGUGAUAAAGAUGAAAAGUACUUAGCAUAUAUGAUAAUGCUGGGAUCGGAGAGGGGAGAUCGCUCGCUUGGUCUGCAUCCCCCAAAGAAUUGGAUAACAGAUCCAGUGUCGGCUUCCCAUAACGGCUUCAAGAUUUUCAAUGACACACCGGACCCUAAGAUUGAGUACGAUGAACCGACCUUUGUCAUGUUCCAAGACAUCCAAGCGCCUUCAGAGCGCCCUUUAGUACAUCAAGAAAUGGUUAACAGCUUCACAUCAACGCCUGUAAUGGUUGGGCCAGAUUCUGAAGUCGGGACCACGGGCGCGAUUAAAACUAUAAUGCAUGUGGAUCGAUCGAAAGAGCCACUCAACGAUCGUUCAAAGGCUUGCAUUGCAGAGGAAAAGCCUCUGGUGUAUGUACCAAGUAACGACGCGCAAGAGGUCUGCACAUUGACAACGGGCCAAUCACUUACAUCUGGCUUUGGACCGGGACUGGACCAUCGAUCUGCCAAUAUGGACUAUAAGAAGAAAUAUGAUGGUAGAUCCGUUACCGUUUCCUUGACGUCUAAAGAUGUGAGAAGGCUCGAUUCAGCUGCAGCAUAUUUGAAAGAGAUGCAGACCCCGCUCGACAAGUGGGACAUUUUCAAAACAUACUAUGGUGAUAGGUGCAAAGGGAUUGUUCGAUUCCUGAUUAACGGCACUCUUUUCUGCUCACAUCUUGUUAGACUGAUUCUCCUAUAUCUUGGAAUAUCAGCAUAUGUUGGGGCAAGAAUGUAUCUGAUGAUUGAAUCUUCCAUAUCACUACGCCACGUACCAAUUGGAGUAUAUCAGACUCCAAAUGUCAAUAUUAUGGGGAAUGUCCCACAUAUAUGA
This is a messenger RNA of Botrytis fragariae, 1587 nucleotides long. RefSeq lists its product as uncharacterized. The transcript is spliced from 3 exons. Lineage: Eukaryota; Fungi; Ascomycota; Leotiomycetes; Helotiales; Sclerotiniaceae. The record is from RefSeq and is a predicted model, not a curated record. Bases 1 to 1587 code for a protein of 528 amino acids.